AUGUCCACAGCGAAGAGUUUUCCGAUGGCUCAACUUUCUACACGGGCUCAGUAUAGCCGUAUGCAACGAGAGUUUGUGCAGUUACAAAGGCAGGAGAAUCCACGAAAUAUAAACUUUACCACUUCUUUAAAAAAUCGCCACAAGAAUCGCUAUUUGGACAUAUUGGCCAAUGAGGAGACAAUAUAUCCACCGGUCCUAAAGGCCGUCGGGGCACAACCUGGGCGUUAUCCCUAUAUCAAUGGGAAUUUAAUCGAUCUUGAUUUGCCACAUACGUUUGUCGCUUGUCAGGCUCCCGUACCGCAAGGUGUCCCUGACUUUUUAGAGACCCUCAGUGAGAAGAAGGUGGACCUUGUUGUGAUGCUCACUAAACUACGGGAGGGUGGUGUUUUGAAGGCAGAGCGUUAUUGGCCGGAAGAAGAGGAAGAUUCCUUGUCAUUUCCGGAAUCUGGACACGAUGCUAUAAAGGUGACAAGGGAUGCGGAGGCGUCGUACGAGGUUGAUGCUGAGCUUGACAUCGUGCGUCGUCCGCUCGUUAUCCAUGUACCCGGUAAGCCAAUGCAUCGGGUGCUGCAAGUGCAGUACGUCGGUUGGCCCGAUCACGGUGUUCCAGAAUCCGCAGCAUCAUUUGACGAGCUCUUGUCGGUAAUCAAGAACUGCGUAACCACUUCCCCCAUAUUGGUACAUUGUAGUGCUGGUAUUGGUAGGACGGGGACACUAAUAGGUGCCUAUGCCGCUCUACUUCACAUUGAGCGCGGGAUCCUUACUGAUUCAACCGUAUACUCUAUAGUUGCAGCGAUGAAGCAAAAGCGAUUCGGUAUGGUUCAACGGUUAGAGCAGUAUGCAGUUAUCUAUAUGACUGUUCUGGGCCGGCUCGGUGUGGAUAUUAGUGGACUGGUGUCGACACUUAACUUAAAAGCGUAG
Molecule: messenger RNA, 921 nt
Organism: Trypanosoma brucei brucei TREU927
Lineage: Eukaryota; Euglenozoa; Kinetoplastea; Trypanosomatida; Trypanosomatidae
Product: tyrosine specific protein phosphatase, putative
Exons: 1
Coding region: 1-921 (306 amino acids)
Biological process (GO): protein dephosphorylation
Molecular function (GO): protein tyrosine phosphatase activity
Source: RefSeq, a predicted model, not a curated record